UCCUUUAUUUCUCUUUUUCAAAUCAUUACUUCUUUAUAUAUUUUUCUCCCCAACUUUCCAUCUAAAAAACAAAACUUUCUCCAGAAAAUUUCUCAUUUUCUCAGAAAAUCCCAAAACCCACAAAAAUGGCGAUGGUGAAAGUGAACUCUUUCACCAUUCUAUUGAUCUCUUCGAUUUUCCUCAUCGGAGCGGCAGUUGCGGCAGCUACUGGGGCCCACGAGCUCGGCUUUUACCCAAUGACGCUGUCCAUGACGUCAUCGACCUAUGAAGGUUCGAUCGGUGAGUUGUUGGCCGAAAACGGAAGCGACGAGGAGUUUUCGAUGGAGUCGGAGAGCACCCGGCGCAUUUUAGCGUACCGUAGGAGAUACAUUAGCUACGGUGCGCUGAGCAGGAACAGAGUUCCGUGUUCGAGAAGAGGUGCUUCGUACUACAAUUGCCGUCCCGGAGCUCAGGCGAAUCCUUACCGACGUGGAUGCAGUGCCAUCACGCGCUGCCGCCGUUAAACAAAACAGUAAAGUUUAAAAUUUACUGUAUUUAAUAUUUUUUACUGCGCACUGGUAAAAGUUAAAAUUCUUUUUGAGGUUUGUACUAUUGUGAUCUGUUAUCGAGGAUGGUUUGUGGCAUAAAGUAAGGCGUAUUAUUAAUUGUAUUUGGGAAUUAUGGUAGAGAACAUUCUUGUAGGUUUUGUAUGAUGUUGUAAUAUUAAUUUAUCAUUCCACUUAAUAUAUUUAUUUGAAUAAUGUUUUAGCA
Molecule: messenger RNA, 750 nt
Organism: Nicotiana attenuata
Lineage: Eukaryota; Viridiplantae; Streptophyta; Magnoliopsida; Solanales; Solanaceae
Product: rapid alkalinization factor-like
Exons: 1
Coding region: 126-503 (125 amino acids)
Source: RefSeq, a predicted model, not a curated record